Diachasmimorpha longicaudata is the source of this 1951-nucleotide messenger RNA. It is a transcript of the gene Tip60, whose product is annotated as histone acetyltransferase Tip60. Bases 176 to 1582 code for a protein of 468 amino acids. The transcript is spliced from 5 exons. The record is from RefSeq and is a predicted model, not a curated record. Gene Ontology annotation, biological process: positive regulation of transcription by RNA polymerase II; negative regulation of DNA-templated transcription. NCBI's taxonomy places the organism in Eukaryota, Metazoa, Arthropoda, Insecta, Hymenoptera, Braconidae. Gene Ontology annotation, molecular function: transcription coregulator activity; histone H4K16 acetyltransferase activity. Gene Ontology annotation, cellular component: chromatin; MSL complex.
AAUUAUCCACAGCACUACAAACAAAAACAACACAUGUACGAUGAUGAACUAACGAUGCACAAUUAUGUACAUUAAUUAGUUUUUUUGUUGGUACCUCCCCGUCAACUGCGUAUAUCUCGGUCUUCAAAACAAUCUCGUGUUUGUGGUCGGUUCCUCUUAAUAAAUAUUGACUGAAAUGAUUGAGGAGCACGACGAACGAGAAACGAUAUGCGAUUCUGUGAAUUCACUGGUGGAAGGAUGUCGCUUGCCGGUACGAAUGCCCAGCACCGACGACUGGCCGCUGGCCGAGAUAAUAAGCUUGAAGGAGAUGAGGGGCGCGAAAUUUUACUACGUUCACUUCGUCGAUUUCAACAAACGUCUAGAUGGCUGGGUGACCGAGGAGUGCCUGGACACCCGAAAAGUCCAGUAUCCGAGAAAAGAUGGCACAGGCCCAGGUACUGGAUCAGCGACCCCAAAGAAGCAAGUGCCAAGCAGACCUCCAAGUCUCACCCCAAGCAACAGUGAGCCAGUGAAUGGUUCAGCAGCGGCGCAGGCGGCCAUACAGCUCCAACAAAAAAAAUUAUCCAGAAAGAGAAAAGGCACAUUUAUGGAUAAUGAAGACUCACAGGAGGCACCGGCACCACCACCACCUCCACCAGCGCCAGUUGCUGGCCAGCCAACGACUGGUCCACGACCCACCGGCUCACUCGUAGCCCACCAUCAUGACGAUGUUGUCACAAGGAUGAAGAAUAUCGAACUGAUCGAACUUGGUAGGCAUAGGAUAAAGCCGUGGUACUUCAGCCCCUAUCCCCAGGAGAUGGUCAAUCUACCGUGCAUUUACAUCUGUGAAUUUUGCCUAACGUACAGAAAAAGCAGAAAAUGCUUGGAACGACAUUUAGUCAAAUGCAAUUUAAGGCAUCCCCCUGGAAACGAGAUAUACCGUAAAGGGUCGAUUUCGUUUUUUGAAAUUGACGGCAGGAAAAAUAAAAAUUAUGCCCAAAAUCUUUGUCUCCUGGCUAAACUAUUUCUGGAUCACAAAACCUUGUGCUACGACACUGACCCAUUUUUAUUCUACGUUAUGACUGAUUUUGAUUCACGAGGGUUUCACAUAGUUGGAUAUUUCUCGAAGGAGAAAGAAUCCACUGAGGAUUACAAUGUUGCUUGUAUUCUCACACUGCCACCCUAUCAGAGAAAGGGAUAUGGAAAAUUGUUGAUAGAGUUCUCCUAUGAAUUGUCCAAGUUUGAGGGGAAGACGGGAUCCCCGGAGAAACCACUGUCCGAUUUGGGACUGCUCUCUUACAGGAGUUACUGGGCCCAUACUAUAUUGGAUAUUUUACUGAAUGUCAAGCCACUGGUAGAGAAUGAAAAGGCCCAGAUUACGAUUAAUGAAAUUUGUGAACUCACCUCCAUCAAGAAGGAAGAUGUUAUAUCAACACUGCAGAACUUAAAUCUCAUCAAUUAUUAUAAGGGACAGUACAUUGUAACGUUAAAUAGGGAUAUCAUUGAACAGCAUUCAGCUGCCAUGGCGAAAAGAUCAAUAAGGAUAGACCCGAAGUGUCUCCAUUGGACCCCAAAAGACUGGAGUGUUAGAGCGAAGUGGUAAAAAAAUAGUACAACAGGUUAAAAAAUACAAGUGAUCAAGACAAGUAUUGAGUGGUGAUAAUGUAUGUCUAAGGAGAAUUCAUGGGAGAACAUUUUCUCGGUCAUGUAACCCAUUUCAUGGGCAUCAUCAAUUUUAUAUUACAAUCCAGCUAGUCUGGCACUGACUACUGUUCCUGGAGAGGUGGGUCAUGCGUGUGAAAGCGUUCAAUAUGUUCACACUGUAACAAAAUCAUUCUUUACUUCAGUUACACAUAAUUUGUAAGAUUCUCGCUAUCAUCAAUAAUUUGUACAAAUUAAAGUUCAAAAGAAUGAGAGAAAUUGACGAUGAAAGAAAUAGAUGAACUGUAAAUAAAUGUGAUUUUAUAAGGAA